Molecule: messenger RNA, 573 nt
Organism: Penicillium longicatenatum
Lineage: Eukaryota; Fungi; Ascomycota; Eurotiomycetes; Eurotiales; Aspergillaceae
Exons: 2
Coding region: 1-573 (190 amino acids)
Source: RefSeq, a predicted model, not a curated record
AUGUCAAGAAUUCUGCUCUUUUGUGUUGCCGAGGAGGCUAAAUCACUUAUACCGAAGAUUUCACGUGAAUUCAGUCAUAAGGAGAACGUACCUCCUCCGUUCUGGCUUGUUGAAUCGAACGUCUGCCCUAGAGACCAAGCCGGGUUCAAAGUCGUGUUGAAAGACGACGAACCUUUUGAAUCGGAUUUUAUCAACGCUUCAAAGGAGCAGUGCCAGAAAUGGGCACAGGAGAAUUGGGACAAAGUCGAUGGUAUCUCGCACGAGGAUAUUGCUAUCGCAGAUGAGCGAACGUCUCGGGAUGGGACUUUACUUAUGAGUUCGUGGCAUUUUGACAAUGUCGAUCUUGAUGGCUGGGGACCUUUGCCGCCAAGGGUUCCAGCCUGGUAUGAUUUCAGAGUUCAUCAUCGUGCGGUUGAUGCGUUUGAAGUCAGUCAGCACUGGUGUCCACUUGAUGAGGCCCUUCCAAUCUACUAUGGACAGCCAGAAAAGUAUACUGAUGAGGCCGGGGUGUUUGAUUCUAUCAAAGUGGAGUUAUGGAUGACAGGCAAGAUUGAAAAUGAGAACUUUAUUUAG